Molecule: messenger RNA, 309 nt
Organism: Morchella importuna
Lineage: Eukaryota; Fungi; Ascomycota; Pezizomycetes; Pezizales; Morchellaceae
Exons: 3
Coding region: 1-309 (102 amino acids)
Molecular function (GO): protein binding
Source: RefSeq, a predicted model, not a curated record
AUGCUACUCGAGAGGGAAGACAUCGAUGUCAACUGCCAAAAUGGUAGUGGGAAUACCGCACUCAUGUUGGUAGCUUGGUAUGGGCACGGGGCGAUUUUCAAGAUGCUACUCGAGAGGGGGGACAUCGAUGUCAACUGCAAAGAUGGUGAUGAUGAGGACAUCGAUUUCGAAUCGUCUACUGAUUUGUCCCAAUCAAUAAAAGAUGAGUUAGCUGCGAGGUCCAAUACAGCGAAGGGGUUCAAGGCAGUCGGCGUGGAUUGCGUUCCGUCAGAGGGAUCAGCUUUUUUGGUUGGGGAGACAGAAAUGUAG